Molecule: messenger RNA, 1203 nt
Organism: Saccostrea echinata
Lineage: Eukaryota; Metazoa; Mollusca; Bivalvia; Ostreida; Ostreidae
Product: rhodopsin-like
Exons: 3
Coding region: 1-1203 (400 amino acids)
Biological process (GO): G protein-coupled receptor signaling pathway
Cellular component (GO): membrane
Molecular function (GO): G protein-coupled receptor activity
Source: RefSeq, a predicted model, not a curated record
AUGCAGCACAACACAACUCUGAAUGUAUCCAAUGUUUCUGUAGAAGUCGCUGAAACACCUAAAUAUUUGAUACCAGUACCACUGUACUAUACCAUAGGAACGGGACUUUUGUUCGUUGUUAUGAUUGGUCCAUUUAUGAGCAUCACCAGUUUAGUAGUUUUCGCUAAAAACAAGCACCUGCAAUCUCCAACUAAUAUUUUUGUCAUUUCUCUUCUCGUGGGAGACGCUGGGAUGAGUUGUGGCGCGUUUAUAUCAAUGACAGCGAACUUUAAUCGUUACUACUUUUGGGGCGACAACGUAUGUACUUUUGAGGGAUUUUGGUUAUACUUGAUGGGACUUACAAAUUUGUAUACACACGCUGGCAUUGCCUACGAUAGAUAUAUCAUGAUUGCCAAGCCUCUUCAAGCUAACAAAAUUACAAUGAGACUGGCGGUGGUGGUUGUGCUAGUGAUUUGGUUUCAAGGCUUUUGUUGGGCGGCAUUUCCCUUUUUCGGAUGGGGAAAAAUCACGUAUGAGCCUGCGCGAACAUCUUGUGCCGUAGAAUGGGACUCUAAAGAAUUGGGAUCGGCUAGUUACAACAUAGCUAUUACGAUUUGGAGUUUAUUGAUACCUUUAGCUGUCAUCUUUUUCUCUUACUACAGAGUCAUGAUGACGAUAAGACACAUCGCCAGGAAUAGUAUUUGGGACAUGAACAGUAGGGUUGCUCGGAAAAAUCUCAGGACCGAGAGGAAAAUGUUUAAAACAAUAGCAUAUAUGUUAGCAUCGUAUAUUUGGUCCUGGACUCCAUACACUGUGGUCAGUGUGUGGGCUAUUAUUGGAGAGUCCAGGGACAUUCCCACCUACAUUAUCACCAUCCCAGCCAUAGUAGCCAAGUCUUCUUCUAUCUGGGACCCUCUCAUUUACCUCUGGACCAACAAACAAUUCCGGAUGUCCUUCUACAGCACCAUACCGUGUGCAGACCUCGGGAGAACAAUGAUAGAACGAGAGGAGAAGAAAAACAAACAAUCAGAAAAUUCAGACCCUGAGGAACCGGAAGUGCGUCAGAAAGAAGAGCAGCCGAAGCCCAAGUUGCAGACUCAGGUAGUGCCGAUUGACAACGCUCUCUCAGAAAAUGGUCAGCAAACAGACGUAUGUGCAGAUAUUCAAGUCCCUGUCCCAAGUAUACUCAAACCGGGCCCCUCCCAGCCUAAUGAUGAUAGGUGA